ACGUCUCUGACUUUGAAUUUCAUAUUAUUUCAAAAUCAGCUGUCCUCGAUUUGCAAACAAAAAAUUUAUGCAAUAUUAAGUGUUUCAAUUAAUGCAGGCACAAUAUAAAAGUAUAACUAAAAAGUUAUGAGUUUUCCCACCAAGGAGCAAAGAAUCAAGUGUUGGUCUUCUCGCGACGAAUACUGGAAAUGCCUUAGUGAAAAUGCUCCGCAACACAGUUCGACUAGUGGCGAAAACGUGCCUAAUGCUUGCGAAAGACUAAGGAAACUCUUUGAAACCCAUUGUCCUGGCCAAUGGGUUAAACACUUCGAUCGCAAAAGAACCUACGAACAAUUCAAAGAACGAAUGGAACGAGGUUACGACCCCCUAGAAGAGACAUCAAAAGGCUUUAAAGCAAGCUGAACUAUGACUUCGUUUUAGUAAUAAAAUGCUUUAAUUAGUGUAUUAAAAACAAAAUUGUGUACAUUUAAAUAGAUAUUACGAUUCAAGAGCUUCAUCUU
This is a messenger RNA of Glossina fuscipes, 500 nucleotides long. Its product is annotated as cytochrome c oxidase assembly factor 6 homolog. The record is from RefSeq and is a predicted model, not a curated record. The transcript has a single exon. Bases 127 to 402 code for a protein of 91 amino acids. Gene Ontology annotation, cellular component: mitochondrion; respiratory chain complex IV. Lineage: Eukaryota; Metazoa; Arthropoda; Insecta; Diptera; Glossinidae. Gene Ontology annotation, biological process: respiratory chain complex IV assembly.